Oryzias latipes (Japanese medaka) is the source of this 2086-nucleotide messenger RNA. It is a transcript of the gene gcna, whose product is annotated as germ cell nuclear acidic peptidase. The record is from RefSeq and is a predicted model, not a curated record. Gene Ontology annotation, cellular component: nucleus. NCBI's taxonomy places the organism in Eukaryota, Metazoa, Chordata, Actinopteri, Beloniformes, Adrianichthyidae.
GCCAACACAUACACACACCUGAUUGGUGAAACCAUGCCGUGACUGUUUCCGGUUCAACCGAUACACGGAUUUUAAAUUUCUUUUAAUCGUCUCUGGCCGGCUGUUCCCAUUAACCAACAUAUACCCGAUUGCUUAAUGAACAUUGCUGAAAAGACGCGUAAUGGCUGCUGGAACAACAACAAGCGAUUAUCGAAUCACAAUGUGCGAGUCCAGCGAUGAAGACUUUGACCAGUUUUUGGAGCAAAGGUUCACACCUCAAGCUAAGGCUAAAGCGACUUCACAAAAGCCUCGCAGUGCAGCUAAACCACCAAGCGUGGUGCUUGUGGUGAGCUCAGAUGAUGAAGAUGACGCUCCUUUUGAAACAUUUCUACAACGAGUGAAAACCCCCACUACCAAACCCAAGAGAGCAGAGACUCACAGUGGGGACUGCCUUAAAGACUUUAUUGUAGAUGACAACUCAUCUGAUGAGGAUUUUAUCAAGACAAAACCAUCUCUCAGGGGUCCUAAAAAGGGCAAUACUCCAGCUGCCCAGCACUCUGUCAGAAGACCGCUGUCUCAGCUCAACUCCCCUGUCUUUGUGAGUGACAGUGAAGAUGAGGAUGAUAAUAUUAUCAUCAGGAGCAGUUGGAAACUGCGUCACUCCAAGCCCAUCCCAAAGGUUCAAAACCAUGAUGGAGAAGAUGGAGAGGAGCAAAACGUUCCACCUUCGCCUCCUCUGCCUCCCAGUCCGCCUCUUUUUCUCCCUCGCCCUCCUGGAAAGGCUUCGGCAUCCAUCUUCUCGCCAAAGCGCACCUUUUCUGCACCUUCUCAACUGGAGGAGUCCAGCAGUUCCGAGGAGGAGUUUGUGUCUUUGCUCGAGAGGCUUAAAAAGAAAAACAUUAUCGCAGGAGCUUCAUGCUCUCCAAAGACCAGCAAAGAGUUAAACAGGGAGCCUGUGAUUUCCACUCCUCCUGUGAGGCCAUUAUCCACAUCUACCUCCAAAACCUUAAAGGAAAAACCUCAGCAGGACAAGACUCCUGCCAAAAACCCUUUUCUGAAACCCACUGGAAGUCAGACAGAGCCCAGACGCGGUCCCACCACCAGGGGGCUGUGUAAGACUCCAGGCUGCUUCCUGGAGUUCCUCUCAGACCCUGGUUCAUGCUACAGCUCCAGCUUUAAAAAGAACAAGGAACAACUCACAAGCAAACUCUACCAGCUCUAUAAUUCCAGCGUAUUUGACAAUAAGCUUCCAGUCGACAUGUCCGUGACCUGGAAUAAGAAGAUGCGGAAAACAGCUGGUUACUGUGUCACCGGGCAGGAAAAGGGUGGAGGAAGUCGCUACGCCCGCAUUGAACUUUCAGAGAAAGUGUGCGACUCUGCAGAUCGUCUCAGGGACACCCUCAUCCACGAGUUGUGCCACGCUGCAACCUGGCUCAUCAAUGGCGUGAGAGACGGGCACGGCGCCUUCUGGAAGCUGUACGCCCGCAAAGCCACAGUGCUGCAUCCUGAGCUGCCCAUGGUGACGCGCUGUCACAGUUACGACAUCACAUAUAAGUUCCGAUACCAGUGCACGCGCUGCCAGAACACGAUCGGUCGACAUUCCAAGUCGCUGGACACGCAGAAGUUUGUGUGCGCCCUCUGCACGGGGCGUCUGGUCCUAAUGACCCCCUCCAAGCCACGCGCUCCCACGCCUUUCGCCAACUUUGUCAAGGAAAACUAUGGUAGCGUGCGGCAGGAGCUGGCAGGACAGAGCCACGCGGAGGUGAUGCGAAAACUGAGCACAGACUUUGCUUCCAAAACCAAACUCAGUGACAGCUGACCUGCUUCAAAGUCGAAAUAAUAUUUUUUUAAAUGUUAUUUGCCUUUCACGUUUUUGGUAUUAGAGUUAGACGAUUAACAUCUAAAUGAAUUAUUUUUAUAUAUAAAAAUAAACGUGUUUUUUUUGUUAUUUUUUUACUUUAUCAAUAUUUAAGACUAGAAAUACAGUUUAAACUUUUACUUGAAUAAAAUUGACAUUUUACGCUGUGAACAAAUUUACUUUUUACAAAUUUUUGAUAACUGUUUUGAUUUAUUUGAGACUCUUUCAUUAAACUCUGGGAAUUACCAA